Molecule: messenger RNA, 1638 nt
Organism: Debaryomyces tyrocola
Lineage: Eukaryota; Fungi; Ascomycota; Pichiomycetes; Serinales; Debaryomycetaceae
Source: the annotation of a GenBank genome assembly
AUGGACUCGGAUACCACCAAUAAAUUUAUUCCUGAAUAUCGUCGUACUAAUUUUAAAAACAAGGGACGUUUCCAGAGCGAUGAAUUAAGAAGAAGAAGAGAGACGCAUCAAGUCGAUUUGAGAAAACAAAAAAGAGAAGAAGUCUUAUCUAAAAGAAGAAACUUCAACAGUGAGGCCGCAGGAAACGAUUCAGAAGACGAAGAUGAAUUCAAUGCCAACUCCAAUAGCGAUGAAAAUCAGUUUUACAACAAGUUACAGCAAGAAUUGCCAAAGAUGAUGGAAAUGAUCCAGGCGUCAGACUUUGAUAACCAGUUAGGGGCUACGGUGAAGUUUCGUCAAAUAUUGUCUCGUGAACACAAUCCACCUAUCAAUUUGGUUAUUCGAUGUGGGGUUAUUCCAACGUUGGUGGAGUUUAUGAGAGAUAACCACCCGGAUAUGUUACAAUUAGAAGCGGCAUGGGCGUUGACCAACAUUGCUUCCGGUAAUUCUGACCAAACGAGGGUUGUUGUUGAAUCUGGUGCGGUACCAUUAUUUGUUCAAUUGUUAUAUUCUCAAUCGUUAGAAGUUAAAGAGCAAGCGAUAUGGGCUUUGGGUAACGUUGCAGGGGACCUGGCGGACUAUAGAGAUUUUGUCUUAGCGUGUGAUGCGAUGGCUCCAGUUUUAUCCCUUUUCAACAGUACCAAAAUGUCCUUGAUUAGAACAGCUACUUGGACUUUGUCAAAUUUGUGUAGAGGUAAGAACCCUCAGCCAGACUGGUCGGUUGUCCAGCAAGCAAUCCCAACCUUGGCAAAAUUGAUAUAUUCUGUUGAUACUGAAACAUUGGUUGAUGCCUGUUGGGCAGUUUCAUACUUAUCUGACGGCACAACUGAAGCAAUCCAGGCAGUUGUUGAUGCCAGAAUUCCACAUAGAUUAGUCGAAUUAUUAGGCCAUGAAUCAACUUUAGUUCAAACUCCUGCUUUAAGAGCAAUUGGUAAUAUAGUAACUGGUAAUGAUGUUCAAACUCAAAUAGUUAUAAAUGCUGGAGUAUUGCCAGCAUUGGCUCCGUUGUUAAAUUCUCCAAAGGAAACUAUUAGAAAGGAAGCAUGUUGGACGAUUUCUAAUAUCACUGCUGGUAAUACUGAUCAGAUCCAAUCUGUCAUAGACGCCAAUUUAAUUCCUCAAAUUAUCAGAUUGUUGAUAAAUGGUGAUUACAAGACCAAGAAAGAAGCCUGCUGGGCGAUAUCAAAUGCUUCUUCUGGUGGAUUAACUAGACCAGAUCAGAUUCGUUACUUGGUAAGCCAAGGAUGUAUCAAACCAUUGUGUGACUUAUUGGCGGUUGCUGACACCAAGAUCAUCGAAGUUACUUUAGACUCGUUAGAAAAUAUCUUGAAGAUGGGUGAGAUGGAUAAGGAGUCCAGGAAUGCAUCUGUUAACGAAAAUGCCUUAUACAUCGAGGAAGCUGGUGGUAUGGAAAAGAUCUUCGAAUGUCAAGCGAACGAAAAUGAAAAAAUCUACGAGAAGGCCUACUCUAUCAUCGAAAAAUAUUUUUCUGAAGAGGACGAUCAAAUUGACGACGAAGGAGUUGCUCCUCAAGCUUACGGUGAUGCGUUUGGUUUCGGAGUUGAUCCGAAUCAACAACAACAAAACUUCCAAUUUUAA